This is a messenger RNA of Haliotis rubra (blacklip abalone), 1436 nucleotides long. Its product is annotated as elongation factor 1-gamma-like. The coding region runs from base 78 to 1343 and encodes 421 amino acids. NCBI's taxonomy places the organism in Eukaryota, Metazoa, Mollusca, Gastropoda, Lepetellida, Haliotidae. Gene Ontology annotation, cellular component: cytoplasm; nucleus. Gene Ontology annotation, molecular function: translation elongation factor activity. Gene Ontology annotation, biological process: translational elongation. The transcript is spliced from 11 exons. The record is from RefSeq and is a predicted model, not a curated record.
CGGGCACUCAGCAAUUUCAUUACUCUUUGCGCACAAUCUGGAAAACCCCGGUACGUCACUUCCUUUGAAUCGGUGACAUGGCGGCCGGCACUCUAUACACGUACCAGGGAAACUUCAGAGCCUACAAGAUACUUGUAGCCGCUCAGUACAGUGGUGCUGACGUGAAAGUUGCAGACGGGUUUAAACUCGGAGAAACUAAUAAGACUAGCGACUUUCUAAGCAAGUUUCCACUUGGAAAGGUCCCUGCUUUCCAGUCAAAGGAUGGAUUAAGCUUGUCUGAGAGCAAUGCCAUUGCUUAUUAUGUGGGCAACCCCCAGCUGAGGGGGAGUAGUCCUGAGGCCGCCUCCCAGGUGCAGCAGUGGACCUGCUUUGCUGACAAUGAGAUCCUCCCAGCAGCAUGCACCUGGGUCUUCCCUUGUCUUGGCAUCAUACAGUACAACAAACAGGACACUGAGAGAGCCAAGGAGCAGAUCCGUACUGCCCUGGAUGUGUUGAACAAGGUGCUGCUGACACGCACAUACCUUGUGGGCGAGCGCAUCUCCCAGGCAGACAUCAGUGUAGCCUGCAACCUCAUCCAGCUCUACCAAUAUGUGUUGGAUCCUGACUUCCGCAAGUCUUAUCCAAAUGUUAAUCGUUGGUUCACUACGCUGAUCAACCAGAAGGAGUUCAAGACUGUUAUCAAGAACUUUGCACUAUGCACCAAGAUGGCUCAGUUUGAUGCCAAGAAGUAUGCAGAGCUUCAUGGAGGGCAGAAGGAAGGCAAGAAAGACAGCAAGAAGGAGAGCAAGAAGGAAGCCAAGCCAGCCCAGAAACCCAAGGAGGAAAAGCCAGCAGAGGCAGAAGAGGCACCCAGGCCUGAGAAGAAAGAUCCCUUUGCUCAGUUCCCCAAAGGGAACUUUGACUUUGAUGAGUUCAAGAGAACGUACUCCAAUGAGGAUACAGAGAAAGUUGCUUUGCCAUAUUUCUGGGACAAGUUUGAGAAGGAUAAUUAUUCCAUUUGGUAUUGUGAAUAUACCCAAGACCUGUCGUCAAAGAUGACCUUUAUGGUGUGCAAUCUUGUGUCGGGUAUGUUCCAGCGUCUUGACAAGAUGAGGAAAAAUAGUUUUGGAAGUCAGAUUAUUUUUGGUUCAGACAAGAAGAACAGCAUAUCUGGCAUCUGGUUUUGGAGAGGACCUCAGUUGGCUUUCGAGUUGAGCGAGGACUGGCAGAUCGACUACGAGUCGUAUAAGUGGACCAAGCUGGACCCUAACGAUGCCAAGACAAAGACUCUUGUGAAGGAGUACUUCACCUGGGAAGGAAACUUUGAUGGCAAGGAAUUCAACCAGGGAAAGAUCUUCAAGUGAUUGAAACAUUCACAGGAAAAUCAGUGCUGAACAAUUUUACUGUCAUCCAAAUAUGUGAUAAAGAAAAUGAAUAAACACGGUGUCAAGGGAAAA